ACUCGAUUAAUAAGGAAUAUGAUAAUACAAACAUUUGAUAUUGCUUCCAUGACGAAACGAAUUUCUCUAAAUCACAUCGUUAAUUUCUCUAUAUCGAACAUAUUUUUUUCUGUAAUAUUUAGUAAUAUGGAUGGUAGUUGUUUUGAAUAACAUCAACGAUGCUCUACUUACAUAUUGCUCUGUCUUUCAUUCURUUUUUACAUCUUGUCGAAGGGAACAUCAUUUUUGAUAACAAUAWCGCACUUCAAUCAGCCUCGAAAGAAGAAGAAUUGCCUGUUGGUACAUUCAUCAUUCAAGCCUUAACAAACAAGCAAGUGGACAGUUUUGACAUAUCAGGAACUGCUGCCACCUAUUUUGCAAUCAACAACACAGGWCAUAUAUCAAUCAAGCAGAGAAUUGAUCGAGAGGCUCUGAUUUCUGAGAGAAUAACUGGCACUAUAACAGCUAAAAUCAACACACCUCCAACAACGGRAGUCACUCAAUUUGCAUGUGUAAUAACUGACAUCAACGAUAAUGUACCAUCAUUCCCAAAAAGGCUCUACGAAGUUUCAACCAGUGAGGCUACAUCGGUUGGUGUUGUGAUAUUUUCCCAAAGUGCAGUUGAUGGCGAUGCUACUUCCAAUUCGAAUCUGCUGUACAGCAUAGUCAGCGGCAAUGAUGGUGGAAAAUUCGCAAUUGAUGGCACUGGUAAAGUAAGCAUCUCAUCGAAGCUKGAUUAUGAACAACAAAUAGAAUACACACUCAACAUAACCGUACGGGAUCWGCCAGGUCUGAGUAACUGGACUAUUUUAGUUGUUAAUAUUGCUGAUCAAGAUGACUUGCCUGCAAAGUUUACAGCAUUCAAUUAUUUUGGUUCAUUGGCAGAAGAUGCCACACUGGGAACGCCAAUCCUCCAGGUUAAGGCGAAUGAUCUUGAUAAAGGCAUCAACAGUUCAGUAAACUAUACAAUUGACCAAGAUUCCAAUCCUUCUUGGUUGUUUGCUGUGAAUAGAUCGACUGGUCAAAUUACCCUAAAUGGAACGCUGAACAGAGAGGAAAAGAACGAGUACACCUUUCUUGUUUUGGCUACUUCGUCUUUCMCAUUUUCCGACCAUGCUACUGUCACUAUCCAAGUAACUGAUGUCAAUGACAAUAAACCAGUUUUUACACAAUCUAAUUACAACGUCACCGUCAAUGAGAAUAUGAACCCAGGUGCACUGGUAGUGCAGUUAAAAGCCACAGAUGUUGACCAGCCUCUUAGUGGCGAGGAGACUAAAUUUCCCGGUUUUCGCAAACAAGAAAAUUGUCAAUCCCUUGCUUUUCUUCAGGUAACAGCCACAGAUGAAAAAAACGUUUCCCUCARAUCAACGGCAAAUGUGACAAUAACCAUUGAUGACGUCAAUGAUAACAAGCCGCAGUGCACUCAAGAUCGAUACAUCUACAAUGUGACGGAAAAUGCUACAAUUGGGACAGUCGUCGCCAGAUUAAACUGCACUGAUUUGGAUUCCGGUGAAAAUUCUCGUUUGUUGUUUCGAGUGACGAAUGGGGCAGAGGGGAAAUUUAAAAUAAACUCAACAAGUGGAUUAAUCACUACCACCGGUGAGUUGGACUAUGAAACCACAGUGUCAUACACCAUUAGAAUAGAAGUAAAGGAUCACGGACAACCACAGCUUAUCAGAGAGAUAUUGGUUGAUGUCAAAGUUAUCAACAUCAAUGACAAUUUCCCACAGUUCACAAGACAGAUGUACGAAUUCUUCCUUCCUGAGGGAGAUUAUUCGCUACACGAAUUCCUUGUUGGAAGAACUGCUGCAUCUGAUAAGGACGCUGGUACGUCUAGCUGUUCUUCAAGUGGACAAAUUCGUUACAAAAUCGUAAAUGAAACAGGCGUUUUCUCCAUAAAUCCCAUUACUGGCUAUCUUAGUACGUCAUCUGCCUUUGACAGAGAAUCUAAAUCAAAUUACACAAUAAUUGUUGAGGCUUCUGACAUGGAUUCCUUGGCCUCUCUGUCAAAUACGUCUGAAGUUGUUGUUUACGUUACCGAUGUGAAUGAUAACUCGCCUGUCUUCAGUCAGUCUCAAUACAGUGUAAAUAUAUCGGAGGCAGAAACUUCAGGCUUCAAUGCUAUCAAGGUCGACGCAAGUGAUAAAGACAUAGGUGAAAAUUCCAAUAUAACGUUUUCCAUAUUUUCUGGUAAUACUGGUGGAGCAUUCCUUAUCGAURGGCAGACAGGUCAAAUCCAGGUUGCUGGGAAACUGGACCGAGAAACACAGAACAGAUAUGAAUUAAUCGUCGAUGCAACUGAUGGUGGUAAGUCUGAACGUGCAUCUACAGUACUGGUACUAAUAAAUAUUAUUGAUGCUGAUGACCAUGAUCCAGUCUGCACGCAAAUCGUUGAGCCCGUGAAGAUCAARGAAAACUUGGCUCCAGGGCAAAURAUUGCAAAGGUGUCAAUAACUGACAAGGACAAAGACAUCAAGCAAAGCUUCAUGUWCCGUCUACAAAGUGAUGACUUUGCUGUUGAUCCAAACACUGGUGUUGUAAACACAACCAGAUCAUUAAACAGAGAACUGCGAUCUGAAUAUGAGUUACUAGUUGAGGGUUAUUACUUAAACCAAAGCUCCAAAACUGUGAACUGCUCAGUGCGCGUUCUUGUUGAAGAUGAAAACGAUAACUCGCCAGUGUUCAACUUAACCAGUCCCUCUCUGUUAAGUAUCAUGGAGAAUACUACAGUUGGUACAACGUUGCUAACAGUUACCGCAACAGAUGAUGACGUAAGCUAUAACGCUGACGUGAGAUAUUCAAUAAUUGGAGAUGGUACUACAUUCGCCAUUAAUGCAACAACAGGAACACUUACACUGAUUGGUAGCUUAGACCGAGAAAAGACGCCACAAUACACUAUCGAGAUAUUCGCGACUGACCGAGGUCUUCCCCAGUCCCGCUCAUCCAGCUUAACUGUUACAAUAAACAUCACCGAUGUUAACGAUAACAGGCCGUUGUUCAGUCGAGACGUCUACACUGUUGAAAUCUCUGAGAAUGCUAACAAUACCAGAGUACUGGAUGUUGAAGCUCAAGACAAGGAUGAAAUGAUGAAUGGCGCUGUGCAGUACAGUAUAACAGCUGGAAAUACUGGAAACUUCUUCAUGAUCUUAACBAAUGGAUCGAUCUUCACAGCUGCUCCACUGGACAGAGAAACUCAAAAUCGAUAUGAGCUUACAAUAACAGCAUCAGAUAUGGGGGAGCCUGCUUUAAAUUCUAACGGCAAACACAACACUACAUCAAAUAUCAUUAUAACUGUACAAGAUAUCAACGAUAAUCCACCAGUGUUCAACAUGACAGGACAGAUUACCAACAUAACUCUUGAAGAGAAUACUCCUGGUGGGACGCGAGUGCUUAUAGUAAACGCCAAUGACAAAGAUGAAGGGACAAAUGCAAAGAUAUCGUACUCUCUACAAGGAAUUCAAGAUAUCCCAUUUCAUAUUAACUCGAGUUCUGGUGUCAUCACGGUCAACGGUUCUCUGGACAGAGAAAAAGUCUCUUUGUAUGAAAUAACUGCAAAGGCGUAUAAUCAAGAUAUUCCCAGUCUUUUCUCAACUGCCUUGGUAUCUAUCACCAUAACAGACAUCAAUGAUAAUGAACCAUCCUUCAAUCAAUCAAAAUAUUACGUGACAUUACCUGAAAACAUCCCAGGAGGUCACAUGGUCAUUGACCUUAGUGCGAGCGAUGCUGAUGAAGGUAGAAAUGCAGAUAUACAAUAUGCACUCGUCGCUGGAGGGAUGGGAAAGUUUAUGAUUUCAGAUUUAACAGGUGUCAUAAGAACARCGUGUAGUCUUGACUACGAGACGUACAGAUCAUUCACACUCAAUAUCUCUGCGACUGACCGAGGGUCUCCUCCUUUGCAAAGCUUUGUGGGAUUAAUUAUUAAUGUGACAGACUACAAUGACCACGCCCCUGUCUUUAAUAAAACCACCACAGCUGCCUACGUUACAGAGAAUACGCCUAUUAACAGUAGUGUAAUGGUGGUGCAAGCCAYGGAUGCCGACAGURGAGAAAAUGGGAAGAUAACAUAUUCAUUGGAAGAUGAUGUUAAUGGCAAUUUUGGCAUCAAUACUGAAACUGGUGAAAUAGUGAACUUAAGGCUUUUAGACUACGAAAAUARAACAUCCUACAAAUURCAUGUCAGAGCYUCYGAUGGAGGAACAAACCAGCUAUCGUCCACACACGAGGUGACGGUCUUYGUUCGUGAUAUCAACGAUAACGCUCCACAGAUUGAUCCGUAUUUCAAUUUUGAAGUUGACGAAAACGCUGUUCCUGGAAUGUUAAUUGGUUCUCUCAACGCAAGCGAUCUUGACAGCGGUGAGAAUAGCAGGCUCAAAUACACCUUGAACAACAGAAAUGAURUUUUCAGUGUUCAUGAAGACAAUGGUGCUUUGUUGUUGGUUCGCUCAGUUCUAAGUUUAACAAAUCAAAACAUUUCAUUGUCAAUCACGUGUCAAGAUGGUGGCAAUAUUCCGCUGACCGCUAAUACUACAGUCUAUGUUUAUAUUAGUCCUGGUAGCAGAUAUAAAACACACCUUGUACCCCGUCAUACAAAUAUAAGCAUUUAUGAGAAUGCAACACAAGGACAGCUCGUUACCAUUCUUAAYGCGUCCAGACUACACACAGUAAGGUAUAUUCGAAUCGAUGAGGAUCAUGGGAUAUUCAAAUUAAAUUCCACAACUGGAGAAAUAAUCCUCGUCGGUAGUUUAAACAGAGAAAAGAAAGAUUUUUACCAGCUAUUUGUAGGAGUAAGAGAUAUUACUGAGCGUCUUAUCUCAGGCUACGGUACCGUGACAGUCGCAGUUCUGGACGUUAAUGACAAUGCACCAACUUUUCUUCAGAAACCUUUAAUUCCAUCUAUUCCUGAGAAUUCUCCUAAUGGAACUGUUGUUACUCGAAUCCAGGCCACUGACCUAGAUGAGGGUGUCAAUCAACAGGUGUUUUUUUACAUCGAAGGUUCAUCUUCAAGACUAUUUAGCAUCGACAACCAUACGGGAGUCGUAACAACUAUCGGGGAUUUGGACUUUGAAACCAACCCAAGCUAUAACAUCACAGUCAUUGCUGAAAACACCCUAUCAACAAUACGUCUGCGCAGUAAGUUGUCUUUCCUUCUACCGGUAAAAGAUGUGCUGGAUUUCAUGCCAAGAUUCGCAAAAAACGUUUACAACGCAAGUUUUCAAGAAGACAUUUCACCAGGUUCAGCUGUUAUAGACCUGAAUGCAACCAUAAAUGAUAAGAACUCCAACUUCAUAGCUUAUCGCAUUCUUCACAAUCGUAGUAGCCGCAAUUCAUAUGAUUUCACAAUCGAGCCAGAGACAGGGGAACUAACAACACAGACAAACCUGGACAGAGAGACGACAAACAACUAUUCGUUGGUUAUUGAAGCACGUGACCUACGAGAACCAAAGACAUUCCUGGCAACAACUACAGUUAUAGUGACRUUGAUCGAUGUGAAUGACAACAUCCCCUCUUUCGCUGGCAACAAAUCUUAUUCAACCACUCUUGCGGUCAUGCAUCUCACAAAUAUCCAGGCUAGAACGGUACUCAGUACAGACGAGGGAGAAAGGUUGUUGUCAAGUAARUCAAAAGAGCUGAACAGUCGCUACGGUGAAUGGAAAAUUAACGUAUAUUCCCCAACGAGCACGUCUCCCGUAGUGAGGUCUUCAUAUUUUAGUGCUUACAUUGGUGCUAUGAUAGCCUUUGCUGUUCUUAUUGGGAUCGUUGGGCUGUGCGCUAUACUAGUUGUCUGUAGGUAUAAAUAUAGAGAAAAGUACAUUCAAGUAUAUGAACCCGACGAAAAAGACGUCAGKGAUGGAACUGAGAUACCAGAUUGGACAGCAAUUGAUUAUCCUCAAAUUGGAGCGUACAUCGAAUCUCGUGCCGACAACCCGCGCUUGAAAACCAGUCGUAAAAGUCAAAGCUACAAACCAACKAUAUUGGUAACUGAAGAGGAAGCAGAGAGUGUAAACGAAUCAAACGAUGGUCCACUGUUGUCAGACAAACACACAGUAACAUCAGUUUUGAGUUCUCGCUACGGCGAUGAUAACAUCUCAAAUGAGCAACAAUCUACCACAAGCCCACAAGAAAGAAACGGAAGAGACAAUCCCGCCCUGCAAAUCGAAACAAAUCAAGAUGAAGCUUCAAAGCAACAAUCAAUUUUGGWAAAYCCUUUCUCUARGGGGAAAUUUUCACCUKGGAAUAAAAUAAGUAACUCUCAAGAGAAAGAGGAGUCCAUCUUACCAAAGACUAUGUUUUCACCUAAGAGCUACUCUCCAAGAGACCACGAAAACAAGGUUUUAGACGAAAACCCYGGCGAAUCGAUGUCUUAUAAUGUUUCCGACGGGGAAAGAGGUAUAAAAAACCCUUCAGGUAAGCGUACAAGAGUACGGUUCGACUUAGAAACAAGUACAGGCGACGAACUGGAGUGGGAACGACAGGUAUCGAAUACAAUGCCUGACUUGGUGCACUCAACCAACGCCAGCAACUAUGAUAUGAUGUAUGGACGAAAGAAUGAGAGCAGGACCGAAUUUUCACCAGUUUCCAGUGUGAGUGACGGAGAUCUUCACUCCAUGUACGUAUCUGGUUGCUAGUUUUUAGACUAUUAAUAAAUUGUGCACGGUUUGUAUCUCCUUUUAUUGACAUACUCUUGAUGUCAUAAAAUGAUCAAAACUUUGAAGUGAGUCCACCGCUGCUUUCAUGAUAGGCCCAGUCAUAACCAGCCUCCUUUUUCUUUGAUAAUAAA
This is a messenger RNA of Exaiptasia diaphana, 6757 nucleotides long. Its product is annotated as protocadherin Fat 4. Gene Ontology annotation, biological process: homophilic cell-cell adhesion. NCBI's taxonomy places the organism in Eukaryota, Metazoa, Cnidaria, Anthozoa, Actiniaria, Aiptasiidae. The record is from RefSeq and is a predicted model, not a curated record. Gene Ontology annotation, cellular component: plasma membrane. Gene Ontology annotation, molecular function: calcium ion binding.